CUGCGCCUCGACACACAGAGAGGAGGACACACUCCGCGGGGGAAGCUGCACAUCAUCGCCGGGCGGUUCUCCGGAGAUCUCUCCCCGUUGUACGCCUAGGUUAACGGUGUCGCCCCUGGGAUGAAUCCGCCGAGGGACGUAGCUCGGAGGCUGGCUGGUGUUCGGGGAUGUUAUGUCGCUAAGAUGGAGGGACGGAGCUGAACAGAGACCUUGCUUCUCCCCUGCCGCUGCUCCCCUUCACUCUGCCUGGGAAAUUAGCUUCGCUAGCCCGGCGCUCUGUUUUCCACCUCGCAGAUAGCAAACGUUUGUUCAGUCACAUCCACCAGCUGCUGAGAUAUUCCACCAGUUCACCCAUUCCCCAUCUCCUCCAGCCUCCACUGGUGUGAAUUAGCCGGGGACAUGAGCAGGAGAGGAGGAUAAGGAGGUCGGCUUCCUGCGGGAUUUUUGCACAGGCAUUUUCUUCUUGGUUUUUCUUCCCGUGGACAUGCCUUGUCUAUGGAGGAGGGAAGCUGAGCGGAGCUAGCUGGCCGACAAGCCCAGCUAGCGCAACCUUUCCUGGCUUUUUGGAUGAGUGUUCGGCUCCAGGGUUAGCUGAUUUAAUUUGGGAUCAGCCCCACCUGUCCCAUCCCCUUCCCGGGGCGAGGAGGCAGCAUGGGGGAGCCCAGCCUGGACGACGCCAAUGUCAAGGUGGCAGUUCGCGUACGGCCCUUCAACAGGAGAGAAAAGGAGCUGAACACUAAAUGUGUUGUGGAGAUGGUGAAGAACCAGACGAUCCUCCACCCUGGGGGAACCAACCUUGGCAAAGCAGACCCUAGGAAUCAGUCCAAGGUCUUUGCCUACGAUCACUGUUUCUGGUCCAUGGAUGAGACCGAGAAAGAGAAAUAUGCAGGUCAGGAGGUGGUGUUCCAGUGCCUUGGGGAGAGUCUUCUCAACAAUGCCUUCCAGGGCUACAAUGCCUGUAUAUUUGCCUAUGGACAAACUGGCUCGGGAAAGUCGUACACAAUGAUGGGUUCAGUGGACCAGCCUGGUCUGAUUCCGCGCCUGUGCAGUGCUUUGUUUGACCGAACCCAGAAGGAACAGCGGGAGCAGGAGAGCUUCACUGUUGAGGUUUCCUACAUGGAGAUCUACAACGAGAAGGUCCGGGAUCUGCUUGACCCCAAAGGGGGUCGACAAACUCUGAGGGUGAGGGAGCAUAAAGUGUUGGGUCCUUAUGUGGAUGGCCUAUCUCGACUAGCCGUGGCUUGCUACAAGGACAUUGAGUCUCUAAUGUCAGAGGGGAAUAAGUCUCGGACGGUCGCUGCAACCAACAUGAAUGAGGAGAGCAGUCGAUCGCACGCUGUCUUCAACAUCAUCCUCACACACACACUCACGGACUUGAAGUCUGGGACGAGUGGUGAAAAGGUCAGUCGGUUGAGUCUGGUAGAUUUGGCUGGGAGUGAGCGAGCAGCAAAAACCGGAGCUGCAGGAGAACGACUGAAAGAAGGAAGCAACAUCAACAAGUCUCUGACGACUCUCGGCCUGGUGAUCUCUGCGCUGGCUGAACAGGGGACUGCCAAAAACAAGACCAAGUUUGUCCCUUACAGAGACUCUGUUCUGACAUGGCUGCUAAAGGACUGUCUAGGGGGCAACAGUCGCACAGCGAUGGUUGCAACCGUGAGUCCUUCAGCAGACAAUUAUGAGGAGACGCUGUCGACGCUGCGUUACGCAGACCGAGCUAAGAGCAUAGUCAACCAUGCUGUCGUUAAUGAAGACCCCAACGCUCGUAUCAUCAGGGAGCUCAGAGAGGAAGUAGAGAAACUGCGAGUGCAGCUCACUCAGGCAGAGUCUUUAAAAGCUCCUGACCUGAAGGAGCGCCUGGAAGAGUCUGAGAAGUUGAUUCAAGAGAUGACCAUCACCUGGGAGCAAAAGCUUCGCAAAACUGAGGAGGUUGCACAGGAGCGUCAGAAGCAGUUGGAGAGUCUGGGUAUUUCUCUCCAGUCAUCAGGGAUUAAAGUCGGAGAUGACAAGAGCUUUCUCGUCAACCUUAAUGCUGAUCCUGCUCUUAAUGAACUGUUGGUGUACUACCUGAAGGAACACACCAAAGUGGGUUCCGCAGACUCUCAGGACAUCCAGCUGUGUGGGAUGGGUAUCCAGGGAGAACACUGCAUCAUCGACAUUACGCCAGACACUGCUGUUGUCCUCACCCCUUAUCGCAACGCUCGGACAUGUGUUAAUGGUUCUCCAGUAACCAGUGCUCUGCAGCUUCACCAUGGAGACCGAAUCUUCUGGGGAAACAAUCACUUCUUUAGGAUCAACCUGCCUAAGCGACGUUCCCGUGGAAUGGAGGAAGAGUAUGGUGAGGGUGGAGUCAUGAAGAGCAGUGGCAGCAGUGAGCAGCUGGAUGCAGAUGGUGACUCAGCCAGCGAAGUGUCCAGUGAGGUCAGCUUCUCCUACGAGUUCGCCCAAACAGAGGUCAUGAUGAAAGCCCUGGGCAAUAAUGACCCCAUGCAGGCCGUCCUCCAGUCUCUGGAGAGGCAGCAUGAGGAGGAGAAGCGCUCUGCUCUGGAGCGGCAGAGUCAGAUGUACGAGCAGGAACUCCAGCAGCUCCGCAAGAAGCUGAACCCGGACCGUCUGUCCACAGGUCAGUCUGGAGCGCCGACGCCCGGCCAGCAAGUUCCAGGACAACAGUCACACUACCGCAGUCUGGAGAGACUCAGCAUGGGAGGGAUGAGCCAUUCCACCAGCGCUCAGAGCAGACUGAAGCAGUGGAACGAGGACAGAGAGGCAGUGUUGGUGAGAAGUCUGAGAAGGUUGAGGGAACAGAUCGUGAGGGCAAACCUCCUGGUGCAAGAAGCCUGUUUUAUCUCCGACGAGCUGGAGCGACACACUGAGUACAGAGUCACUCUGCAGAUCCCCUCAGACAACCUCAACGCAAACCGCAAGAGGGAUGCUGUGCUCAGUGAACCAGCGAUUCAAGUCCGACGACGUUGUCGAGGGAAACAGAUCUGGAGCUUGGAGAAGAUGGAGAACCGACUGGUGGACAUGAGAGAGCUGUACCAGGAGUGGCAGGACUACCACCAAAAUCACCAAGACAACCCAAUGAUGCGCUCAUAUUUCCGUCGGGCUGACCCGUUCUUUGACGAGCAGGAGAACCACAGUCUGAUCGGCGUGGCCAAUGUCUUCCUGUCCUGUCUUUUCUACGAUGUCAAGCUGCAGUACGCCAUUCCCAUCAUCAACCAGAAGGGAGAGGUGGCAGGGCGUCUCCAUGUGGAGGUGGUGCGGGUUGGAGGCGGCUUAGAGGACAACAUAGCUGGAGGAGACGAACCAGAAAACAACCAAGACAACGAGAUCCAGGAUCGCAAAUUUAUAUGCAUGAUUAAGAUCCUGCAGGCCACUGGUCUUCCCCAGUACCUCUCCAACUUCGUCUUCUGUCAGUACUCCUUCUGGGACCAGUCUGAGCCAAUCAUCGUGGCUCCUGAAGUCGACCCAUCAUCCUCAUCACCCACCUCCAAGGACCCACACUGCAUGGUGGUGUUUGACAGCUGCAAGGAACUGGCAGUGUCAGUGACUGAGGAUUUCAUCGAGUACCUCACAGAAGGGGCGGUCGCCAUCGAGGUUUAUGGCCACAGGCAGGCAGAUGCAGGCAGGAACCCCGCCCUGUGGGACCUCAGCAUCAUCCAGGCCAAGACACGCACACUACGAGACAGAUGGAGUGAGGUAACACGUCGUCUGGAGCUGUGGAUUCAAAUCCUGGAGAUAAACGAGAACGGAGAGUUUGUCCCAGUGGAGGUGGUUCCUGCUAGAGAUAUACGGACCGGGGGAAUCUUCCAGCUUCGGCAGGGUCAGUCCAGGCGGAUCCAGGUGGACGUGCGUUCAGUUCAGGACUCGGGCACCAUGCCUCUGAUUUCAGAGAUAGUGCUUGCGGUGUCAGUGGGCUGCGUUGAGAUCAGGAACACUGCAGCAAACCCGGAAGAAGAUGAGAUGGACAGUUAUCAGGAAAGAGAUCUGGAACGUUUGCGGGGGCAGUGGUUAGCCGCUCUCACCAAGAGACAGGAAUACCUCGACCAACACCUGCAAAGCCUGGUCAGCAAAUCAGAGAAGACAGAGGAUGACAUGGAGAGGGAGGCUCAGCUGCUGGAGUGGCGCUUGACUCUGACAGAGGAGAGAAACGCCGUCAUGGUGCCCUCUGCUGGCAGCGGCAUUCCUGGAGCGCCUGCUGAAUGGGUUCCUCUGCCAGGCAUGGAGACUCAUACUCCUGUCCUCUUCCUGAACCUCAAACCCGAUGACCUCAGCUCUCAGGACCAGUUUGAGGUUCCUGAGGCCGGAGGUUUGGAUGCGUCUCUGAGUGGAGAAGACGAGGAUGACUUCUUUGACCUGCAAAUUGUCAAACACUACGAUGCCGAGGUGAAAGCAGAAGCAUCAUGGGACUCCACCAUUCAUGAAUGUCCCCAGCUCAGUCGUGGUGGAGCGUGGCCCGAGCAGCGGGUAUACCUGACCAUCAGAGUAAUGGUUCAGCUCAGCCAUCCUGCCGACAUGCAGCUGGUGCUGAGGAAGAGAAUCUGUGUCAACGUCAAUCCCGGCCGCCAAGGCUUUGCCCACAACUUCCUCAGAAGGAUGUCCACCCGCAGCACCAUACCAGGCUGUGGGGUCACGUUUGAGGUGGUCUCCAACAUCCCCGGGGAUGCCCCUGGAUCAGAGGACAGGGAGAUGCUGGCCAACCUCGCCGCCAGCGCACACAACAGCCAGUCAGGAGAUGAAGAGGCUGCCAUCGAGAAAUACCUCCGAAGUGUCAUGAGUCUGGAGAACAUCCUGACUCUGGACAGACUAAGACAGGAGGUAGCAGUGAAGGAGCAACUGGCUGGCAGAGGCAGGAGCAACAGACGGAGCAUAAGUUCUCCAUCUGUCCACAGGCUGUCUGGAAGUAGACAAGAUUUAUCCACAACCUGCCUGCUGGAUGAUAAGGGUCGAUGGGAGAGUCAGCAGGACAUCUUCAUGCCUUCUCAGUUUCACCGCACCCUCCCCCGCCCAGCCUCCUCCCCGUCCACCUACUCCAGCUCCCUCUCUUCAUCCACUACUUCCUUCGCUACAACCCCGCCACAGAAUCAGGAACCAGAGCAAGGUCGCUUAGGACUUGCUGCCUCUUAUCUUUCAGUGAAGGCGCUGGUUCCUCAGAUGCCGAAACUGCUAAAGUCCCUGUUUCCUGCCCGAGAUGAAAAGAAGGAGCUGAGACCGUCGCCAAACAGCCAGCAGCAGCAUGUGCCUCGCAUUGUUACAUCACCCGGAGGGGACGACAACAGAGUCAAGACCGAGACGACCGUUAUUCUGCAGCCCCCAACCAAAGACAACCGGGCAGAGUUCCCAGAAGUCCCUCCUCUUCCUGUGCAUGACCCGCAUGACAUCACCCCCCUCAGCCAGUCGUCAAGCGGCUACUUCUCCACUAGCGUUUCUACGGUUACCCUGUCUGAUGUCCUCCAACCUUCCUCCUCGUCUUCCUCCCUCCUGGCGGCUGAGACCGUGUUACCCUCAAAUCCCCAGCAGCAGCAGCAGCAGGGGGCUGACGGGAGCGAUGUUGUGACCUCUCCUUCUCAGUGUGCCGCCAAGAUGGCCGCCAUCGCGCCACCCUCUUCAAACAGCUCAGCCAAUCACAACAACGUCAAGGCGGAAAACUCCUUCUCCAAACAGAAGUUGGUAAAUUCAGGAGGAGGAGGGGAAGGCUUCGAGCGGCUGGAAAUCUUAAUGGACGAUGAAGAGCGUAGCCGUGUGGACAUUCUGCCUGAUUGGCUGACGGACGGGUCGUAUGUCACAGUCGGAGGCAAUAAGGCGGGGACAGUGCGCUACAUGGGAGUGACGCAGUUUGCGGAGGGCGUUUGGGUGGGGGUGGAGCUGGAUACGCCUGUAGGUAAGAAUGACGGAUCAGUCGGAGGUCACCGGUACUUCCACUGUAAACCGGGUUACGGGGUGCUGGUUCGCCCAGACCGUCUGUCCUGUCGUGACCGGACCAGUCGGCAGACGGGAGAUUUUGCUCCUGCCGUCCAUGUCCCCAUUAUGCGAGGAGAAGCCAAUGUUGCACGGAGGGGGGAGAACCGCAAGUCCUGGAGCAGUUGAAACACAGAAGCAAGGAGCUUGAUGGGAGAAAUGAACUCCUUACAACCCUGCCCCACCUUCUCCUCCUGCUCCGGCUAUCAGCUAUGCAACAGGCUUACGCAUCAGAACUAACUUACUGCCAAUGCUCCUAUUGAAGGAAACAACACUCACAUCCAUUCACUGUUAAUGGGUGGAAAGAGACAAUUCAGAGUGAGUUGAUGAAAGACUAUGCAGUGUAAGCAGAAGUCUAUGAAAGGACAUCUUGGAACGUAAAUUUAAAUGAAUGGCGGUCAGUGGGACGACUGCUGAGAGUGAAUGGAAGCAGAUCUUCUCAUGUUUGGAGCGUCAGCCCUGUUGGAGGGAGUGGCCUCGACGCUGCAGACGCUCUGCUCUGUUUUCUCUGCUGAUAUACACGGAUGCAAACUACUCACAUUUAACUAUGUUUUAAAUCUGGGGCAGGUAAAAAAACAAACAAAUGCUGUCAACGAUCACAGUGGCAGCUGACUUCUGCUGCGUUUCCAGCCUGUGAUGUGUUUGCAUCCCUGGAUAUGAAGUGUAGACCUAAUGUCCCAGAAUACCCUGCUCCGGCUGCCACUUCCUUGAACCCUCUGGGUCCAGUUUGCAGACUGACUGACACUUUGACUCCUUUUCUUUUCUCGAAGAUGAGACUCUCCCAAAAUGUGCCUUCACCACGGCUUGUUUUGCAAUUUUUAUUUCUGUGUAUUUAAUUUCUGUUGGCUGUGUUUGUGUCGAGGAGAAAGCCUUGUGCUACGUGUGAGGUGAUCUCAGGGACUGUAGUGGGGAAAGGUUGAGGAUGGGCGGGCGUGUGUGUGUGUUUAUGUGUGUAUUUGUAAAUGUUGUACAGUGUUGACAUGUAUGCACAAGAUCAUGUUGUUGUAGUCGUGUUGAAGAUGAGAUGUGUAGAGCAGGAAAAGUGCAUCCUUGUUGGACAGAGCCACUAUGGGAGAGAGUUAGUUUUCUACUGGGAGGUUUUAAAAGUCGAUUUUGCACUUGAGAUGUUGGAUAAGAAGCUUCUGUACGUGAGGCGGCGAAAUGGAGGGGUAGGGGACAUGAUAUCAGACAGAGGCUGGUGGAAUGUGGAGACAAGCCUAUCUGGGCUCUCUGGAUGUCUGGAUUUGACUGGGAGUUUUGUGGUUGUCCUCUGAAACCAGGAGGUCUAUAGAGUAGUACUGUGGGGGUGCACUGGUGGAAAUAGGCACGUGUGCACAUUGAGGAAAAGAAAGUAAGUUAUCCUGCAAGGAGCAUCAGGCUUGAGAAGAGGAAGGAUUUGCUUCUAUGCAUUUUAAUGUGCUUUUAUUGUUUCAAAAAAGAAAUUUUAAGUUUUAUAUUUUAUUUCUAUAUGACACACAAAUGGGAGAUGAGCUGAGAUGUACGUUUUGGGAAAGUUUUUAAAACACCGAGGACUGAUGGAACCUUCCUGACACAUCGGCCGGAGGAAAUGAAGAUGAUGGGACGAACUUUGGGAUUUUUUAAUUUUUAAAAUUAAUGUUUUUAUUGAAAAUCCUCGAGGGACUUUUAACGUUUAAUACUGACCUCAUUCCUGUGUAAUAAUUUAUAGGAAAGCAUUGGCAGUGCACCACAGCUGUUGGAUGCUUAGCAUUGGUCAUAAAUCUAUGAGGAAUGUUGACAGAAUACACAUGCGCUUGAAACACAUUUCCAUAAGUUAAAGGGCCAAUCCAAAAAGUUUUCCAGAUGAAGCUCAGUUUAUUCCUCCUUAGCGUCUAUAAACAGUCGUUCUCUGUCUCGCCUGGUGUGGCUCUGGAGGAGCUUUCUGUCCGGUCUGAGAAAAUAACCCUGUGAUGUCAUCAGGGUUACGCCAUGAAGACUACAAGGAAAGAGCAGGAAGUGCAGAGUUUGAUGGACGUGUGUUCAUCAUGUGGGAGGGGUCUAAUGAAAGAGUCACGCAAGCCGUUUCAGAAAUGACCUGCGGGUAAAAGCCGGACGAUUGGCUACGGAGUUGACCCACAGUUUGUCUUUCACUCAGGCACAACACAGCUUGAGGUUCUCUACACAGACACUUUCACUACAGCAUCAAAUCCUCUGCAUUAUUCAGGCGAGAGGUGGAGCAGCUGGGUGCAGCAGGAAGUGACCUAUAAUCUCCGCUGCAUAGAUCACGUGAUCAUAUUUUACUAAAAACAUCACAAACUCUCUGGUAUCACUCGCAGUGGUUAGAGGAUGCGCACCUCCUUUACUCUUUAAAGAAUUACGUACUAGCUGGUUGGACAGUUUUUUUCUGGCAAAACUCAUUGGAAAUUAAUGUUCAGAACCAGAGCUGUUGUAAAAGUGGGCGGGCACUGUGGCGCUCUGUGGUCAGUGGGAAGUGACCGAGUCCUCCUCAGCCUCUCAGAGGGAUCGUGCUGAUUGGCUGAAUCUGCCAGGUUCAGUUCAUAUCCUUAUGACGACGAACCUUAAUGAGUCAGUGGACAUGUUUGUGGACGUGGUCCUUCAUGUCCACUGACUCACGCGUAGUCGUCGUUGGCUGUUUCUAUGGUAACAGUCAAUUGCAUACAAAAGAAUCUGAUCGAUUUCAGAUGGAGAUGAUAUAGCAACUUGUAUAAAUACAUUAUAUGGAAUACUAUAAGUGCAUGUAAAGGCACCGGGUAUUUCCAAACACGAUCGUCUUUAUUGAUAACAUGUGUUUGUUUUUCCUCAUUCCUGUAUAUCAUGUGUUUCUUAAUUCAAGAAGCGAGAUCUUACUAUUUAUAUUUAAAUGCUCGUACACAUGCCUUUAUCGCAUGAAAAUUGAUAAAGCCUUUUAUUUGAAUAAAUCUUGCACAAAUGGUUCCAUGAAAAUUGCUGCUAUUAGCAUUGUAAAUUUACCUGUAAAUGGAUCAAUUGAUUUAUCUCUCACUCUCAGUGUAUCUUUCUGUUUACGAGAUUGGACUUCUAUAUUUGUCUUUUCUUUUUCAAUCCUGAUGGAGAAACUAAUGUCAGCGCUUUGGGUUCAGUGACCAAUAUAUUUUUCAUGCAGAGGUAACCUUUGGAAAACGAGGCACUUUGUACAGUGAGCCUUGAAGAAGUGACGGCUAGAAUAAUAAAAUCCGCUCUGCAUUGAUUUUAAAGGAGGAAUGAAACUCAGAGGUGUGUUAAAGCUGAAGUGUGAGACGAGGACACGGUGUGUCGCCAUCUUCUAGUUAUUGCCUGUGUAUUUAUUACCGGCCUUAAAGCCCCAGGACCCUGGAGUUCUCUGAUUGGUUGGUUACUGUAGGUCUGGUAUGUUAUUGGUUGGCAGGUUUGUGAGGUGCUAUGUAGUUUGGACUUGUUGGUUUAGUUUUUGUUAAAUUGUGGAUCAUAAUAGUUACGUGGUAAAUGAAGAGUGGGAGGAAAGUUUUUGUGUGUGUGUGUGUGUGCGUGUGUUUGGGGGGGGGGGUGCUACAGGCUUUGAUCCAGUUGUGUCAGCGAGUUCUUACCGAGAUGGGAAGCGACCAAUGGCUGCGUCUUUCCUCACGAUACUUGUAGCUGUGGGUGAGAGACGCUCGCCCCCCCCGUCUCUGUGGCCGGUCGUCUUUCCCGUCCUGGUCUCAGCCUGCACACCUGGGUUCGGGGGUUAGAGAUCACUUCAGGCUUCUGGCUUCUUUAUGUUAUUGUGCCUCUGAAACCACGAGACCAUGUAUCUUCCACACACUGUUUUUCAUAUCAGUGCUUCAGUUCAUUUGCACAAACGUCUCCAGAGGGAAUCAAAUAAUUCAUCUCUGGAACAAGUAGGAAGAAAAUAUAACCAGAUUUGUAUCACUCAGAUGUUUUUUAUUUUUCAGCUUUCAUGUCAACAUUGAGGUUUUUCGGAGCAAUAUUCCUUCACCCACUGUUCUACUGCCAGUCAUGUAAAAAGAGGGAAAUCAAUAAUAUUGCAACACAGUAUUUUAAACCAGAGCUCAGCUCAAAUGUAGUGGUCAGAUAACUUCCCGCAUAGCUCUACUUGUCUCAAUGCAGGUGCAGCAUCAUGCAUCAUCAGGUGACGUGUGACACUGACAUCAGAUAGAAACACAUGAUCCACUUCAGUGAUGGUGUCCAACUGUAGAUUAGAGUAAAGCCUUCAGUAUUAUUCAUGUGACUCUCUCCACCAUCAGAGCCACAUUUAGUCAUUUUACUUAUGUGUCCAAGAACUUUCACAGCGUUUUCUGAUCUGAGUUUUUAGCCCCUCACAAUGUUUCGCUUUUUUUUAUUUGACUGUUUUAUUCUUGUUUCUUUCUUUUAUCGUAAGUGCUCCUGUUUUGCUCAGAUUUCGGUUCCAUAUCUUUUGUUGCAUUUGGCCUCGUGCUGCUGCAGCAUCGGGACCUCUGGUUCGGAGCAGCGUGUCUCCUCUCUGCCUUAACGUGGCCUUUAAACUGGAGCCAGACCGGUUUUAGCAGGAAUAAUCCCAACUGCAGAACCCUCAGUGUCCUGUAAGGAUUCAGCGUGAGCGUUCCAAACCCAUAUUAACCCACUUUCCCCACUUUGGUUUGACUAUGAAACAAUAAAGACGUCAAAAACCUACAAUUUAAAAAACCUGGAGUCAUUUGGUCAUAAGAGGGAAGGCCAGUAUGUCGCCCCCUGGUGGCUACUGUCAAACUUUAAAUAUUGCAUCCCUACACUGCCCCCCCCAGCAGCGUGCCUCACAGCGUCUGCCUGCACGGGAUCACAUCAAACCUAUAUUCAAUCUUCCGUUCCUGCCUCCGUAGCGAGUUUCCACCUUGUGACUACCUCUGUCCCUCGUCGCGCUCUGCCAACUUCCUCCCUGAGGCCUUUUAGCUGAUAAAGAGCUGGACCUGCUUCACUUCUCCACUGUCUGCGUCCAGCUCUCUUCCACGCAUUAGCAAUACCCGGCUGCGAGGUGACACGGCACAACCUUUUUACAGCUUUAUUUAUUUUCCAUUGAGAGCUGCGGCUGCUCCUCGUGUUGCAUUUUAAAGACAGUCGUUAACAAUAUUCCUCCCAGGUACCUGCAGCCAUAAUAAACUGAGCUGUGUAAUAAUAGAAGCUGAAGUGGAGGGUUUGGUGCUUUUAAAGUCAGGGAGACAUUCCUGCAAAAAAAAAGAAGCCCUUCCUGUGUCCUGUCACACAUUUACAUCAUCAAAAUGGUUUUAAUGUGGCCUCGGCCUCGUCUACAUUAUCAAUAUAUCUCCAUCAUCCCGACUAAUCGAUAUCUCUCAUCGCUACUGUUGAUUCUGUGGAGCAGGUUUGUGUUGAUGUGUCGUUUGUGCGUGCGAGUGCACCAUCAGAGUGGUAGUUCAGUGUAUGUGUGUGUAUAAAUAUGCGCAUAUUAAGACUUAUAAAAACAACCAUCUGAGCACAAGUUUGGGUUUGUUGAUUAAUUUAAUGGUUUUAUGUAAUUCUAUGCUGCAAUCCAAAGAAUAAUCCUGUGUCAUAAUACAUUUAUCAUUUUCUAUCAUCUGAACAGUAAUCUGGUAAGAAAGAAAUAAACAAAAGGAAGAUUAACAAGA
This is a messenger RNA of Pleuronectes platessa (European plaice), 11504 nucleotides long. It is a transcript of the gene kif13ba, whose product is annotated as kinesin family member 13Ba. The record is from RefSeq and is a predicted model, not a curated record. Gene Ontology annotation, biological process: regulation of protein localization; microtubule-based movement. Gene Ontology annotation, molecular function: ATP binding; microtubule motor activity; cell adhesion molecule binding. Lineage: Eukaryota; Metazoa; Chordata; Actinopteri; Pleuronectiformes; Pleuronectidae. Gene Ontology annotation, cellular component: adherens junction. The coding region runs from base 652 to 6084 and encodes 1810 amino acids. The transcript has 38 exons.